UAUUACAUUCAGUUCGGUUUUACUGUUUAGCCACGCCUGGUGCGAGUUUUAUACGCUAACAUAUUUUCUUAUUAAUUUUAUUUGUUUACUAGUAGAAGUGAAAAAAGAUUUAUUUUUGUGCAAAAUGCACUUCAUUCAGUUAUAUAUAAUUUUGGUCUUUGUCAAUUUUUGUGCCUGUCCAACCAUCUACAACUACAAUGGUGCGUAUGUACAACUAAGUCAGCAACAAUUUCAUAGAUAUAAGGAACUUAAUACAAUAUAUGAAGCUAAAAAUCUGGAAUUUGGCUUCCCUAGCGCAACCGAGCGACAGGCAACUAUACGCGACGGCCGCUACAACCCCGAUAGUGCGCUACCGAUCGACGUAGAUGUAUUUUAUACGACAUCUAAUGGUUCGCCGAUCAUUUUCAUCACAAUACCGCGCUUUGGCAAAGGUAUACCCUAUUCACUGGCCUAUUUGACAAAUGUGCAACGCCCCAACGGCACCGAGCUGCAACCAUAUCCCAGUUACGAUUGGCAUUGGUCCCAUGGCAAGGACUGUAAUGGACUCACCUCCGUUUGUCGCGUGCAUAUUGAUGCUUGUGGUCGCAUGUGGAUACUUGACAGCGGUGAGAUAAAUAACGAACAGUUCUGUCCACCACAAAUUGUUGUUAUUGACGUGGCUACAACUCACUUGCUGCAUCGCUAUCGUUUACCUUCAGAAAUGUAUAAAAGCACUAUUAGUCGUUUUGUUACACCUUAUGUAGAUGUGAUGGAUCCACCGCCAAGCGGUGAAUGCAAAGAAACCUUUGUGUAUAUGACCGAUGCCACCGGUUUCGGUAUUGUUGUUUAUGAUGUGCAAAAUGCCCGAUCUUGGCGCAUAGAAAAUAAAUUCACCUAUCCCGAUCCGGAUUUCAGCACACAUACUAUAGCUGGUGAAAGCUUUGAGCUUUUAGAGGGCGCAAUUGGCCUUUCUACAACUCCGUUGGGGUUGGAUUUAAGACGUUCGCUCUACUUUCACUCCUUCUCUAAUGAUGCACAAGUGGCGGUACCGUUGGAUAUUAUAAACAACAGUACACUCUGGGACUUUGAUUUGGGAUCAGCUAUAGAGCACUUCAGUGUGCUUGGUAAACGUGGCGUGCAAUGUGGGGCAUCAGCGAUGACCUCAAGUGGUGUGCUCUUGUGUGGCCAUUACAAGCCUGUCGGGCUUUUCGGCUGGAACAUACGUACACCUUACACGUUCCAAACGCGUUUUUUGCUGGCUGAGAAUCCCGUUAAGUUACAAUUUAUAGGUGGUCUGAAGGUGAUAAGAAAUCCUUUGGGUAAGGAAGAAGUUUGGAUGCUAUCAAAUCGUUUGCAAAACGCAUUCACCGGCAAAAUUAAUUACAAUGAAAUUAACUAUCGAAUAAUGCGGUGCGGUUUGGACGAGUUGCUGGAAGGGAGACCUUGCUGACUGCCGGGGUAAUAUUUUGGGUAAUUUAGUAUACAAUUUUAGUUAUAUAUAAGGAUUGUACGAGUAUAUAAGUAGUACCGUAUAAGAUUUGUGUAAG
This is a messenger RNA of Bactrocera oleae (olive fruit fly), 1526 nucleotides long. The record is from RefSeq and is a predicted model, not a curated record. NCBI's taxonomy places the organism in Eukaryota, Metazoa, Arthropoda, Insecta, Diptera, Tephritidae.